Molecule: messenger RNA, 658 nt
Organism: Dama dama (fallow deer)
Lineage: Eukaryota; Metazoa; Chordata; Mammalia; Artiodactyla; Cervidae
Product: large ribosomal subunit protein uL30-like
Exons: 1
Coding region: 8-658 (216 amino acids)
Biological process (GO): maturation of LSU-rRNA from tricistronic rRNA transcript (SSU-rRNA, 5.8S rRNA, LSU-rRNA)
Cellular component (GO): cytosolic large ribosomal subunit
Molecular function (GO): structural constituent of ribosome; RNA binding
Source: RefSeq, a predicted model, not a curated record
UGGAACCAUGGAGGCUGCAGAAGAGAAGAAAAAGAAGAUUCCUGCUGUGCCAGAAACCCUUAAGAAAAAGCGAAAGAAUUUCGCAGAGCUUAAGAUCAAGCGCCUGAGAAAGAAGUUUGCCCAAAAGAUGCUUCGAAUGGCAAGGAGGAAGCUUAUUUAUGAAAAAGCUAAGCAUUACCACAAGGAAUACAGGCAGAUGUACAGAACUGAAAUUCGAAUGGCUAGGAUGGAACGAAAAGCCGGCAACUUCUAUGUACCCGCGGAACCCAAAUUGGCAUUUGUCAUCAGGAUCAGAGGUAUCAACGGUGUGAGCCCAAAGGUUCGAAAGGUAUUGCAGCUCCUUCGCCUCCGGCAGGUCUUCAGUGGCACCUCUGUGAAGCUCAACAAGGCAUCAGUUAACAUGCUGAGAAUUGUGGAGCCAUGCAUUGCAUGGGGGUACCCAAAUCUGAAGUCUGUGAAUGAACUGAUCUACAAGCGUGGUUAUGGCAAAAUCAACAAAAAGCGAAUUGCCCUGACAGACAACUCAUUGAUUCCGCGAUCUCUUGGGAAAUACGGAAUCAUCUGCAUGGAGGAUCUGAUUCAUGAGAUCUAUACAGUUGGAAAACGUUUCAAAGAAGCAAACAACUUCCUGUGGCCCUUUAAAUUGUCUUCUCCAUAA